Molecule: messenger RNA, 144 nt
Organism: Colletotrichum lupini
Lineage: Eukaryota; Fungi; Ascomycota; Sordariomycetes; Glomerellales; Glomerellaceae
Exons: 1
Source: RefSeq, a predicted model, not a curated record
AAGUUUACGUAUUUUAUCCUUUAUAAAGAAUUAAGUAUUAUAAAAGACCUAGUAUAUAUAUUUACUAAGACUAUACUUUUAAACUACGGUUUACUAAAAGAAAUUAUUUUAAAUAAAGAUAAGCUAUUUAUUUCAAAAUUUUAG